Molecule: messenger RNA, 304 nt
Organism: Fomitopsis serialis
Lineage: Eukaryota; Fungi; Basidiomycota; Agaricomycetes; Polyporales; Fomitopsidaceae
Exons: 3
Coding region: 54-275 (73 amino acids)
Source: RefSeq, a predicted model, not a curated record
AAUUGCAUGGCUGCUCGACGCAUACUUCUGCGUUGGCCAAUGCGCAGUAAACAAUGCGAAGCAUUGCGGCGUUGUCUGCAUGGCCGCAUCUCGGCUGCCCAACCCUGUUCCAUCUCAGCCUCGUGUUGAUGACGGCGACGACGCACGAGUCAAUGACUGGUCCGGACUCCGAACCCGGUCCGCGUUUGCUUGGACGGCAUUCAGAUCGUCCAAUAUCCUGUUGGGUACCUGUGAAAUCACUGAUCUGCGCGAAGGCGUUCAACUCGAAGAUGUGACGGGCUGCACAGAAGAUGACGUCGGCGAG